Syngnathus acus (greater pipefish) is the source of this 7247-nucleotide messenger RNA. Its product is annotated as KIAA0232 ortholog. The record is from RefSeq and is a predicted model, not a curated record. The transcript has 8 exons. NCBI's taxonomy places the organism in Eukaryota, Metazoa, Chordata, Actinopteri, Syngnathiformes, Syngnathidae. The coding region runs from base 563 to 4567 and encodes 1334 amino acids.
CAUUUUGGCUCUAGCGCGAGCUGGCCCUCAACGGACCGCUCUUCCGCUCGCUUGAGCCCGAAUGUCGCCGUUUUCCCCGUCGCCGCUCAAGUGGCACUGGCCGUGAAAACAGCGCCAUUUCCGUCGGCGUCCAUGAUACGCUAUGCUACCGCAGCGGAUUCCAGAGCCCGAGCUCGGAACGGCAGCAAGAGAGAAGUAGCCGCUCCCUUGUCGGCGUUCCUCUCCUCUUCAGCCCCCUCGCAGGUGGUGCUGUUGAAGCGAUUGUUGCAACAUGGACGUGUGACGACAAAAACACCGGUUGUGUUUUGCUGUGCAGAUGAGAUCCAUCCGCACCAUAAGCCAUGCCUGACGAGUAAAACCACCCUUUUUUGCUGAAAGCAACCAAAAAGGGGAAAAGGAAUCCCACAUGCCUCCUCACGUAGAAGCCCUUCGGUGCGUCUCGCUGGAGUGAUCUGCCCAACCUUCCAGAGGUUCCGCCUCGCCCGCUCUCUCUUCGCUCAUCUCCGACAAACAGCUCAUCGCGAUGCCAGUCCACCUGAGAAUAACCAACACCUGAGGUCUCAUGCGUCCCGUGAGCACCGAUUCAGACGGUCGUGCUCCUCCCGAGAACCUCUCUUGCCUCUACCCGCUCGCGGGCCCACUAUCCGCUUCAGAGAUGUCCCUGCUUCAGUCGCUGGGCCCGGUGCAAAGCUGGCUGGGCCAGGAGCUGGAGAAGUGCGGGAUCGAUGCCAUGAUUUACACCCGCUACGUCCUCAGCCUCCUCCUGCACGACAGCUACGACGACUAUGACCUGCAGGACUACCUUCAAGAGAACGACAUCUUUUUGGGCUGGGAGAAGGGACCUGGCAAGAAAUGGGGCAAGAGUAAGAAGAAGGGAGGGACCGACCUGAGUCUGGAGGAAAUGAAGAAACAAGCGGCGGUGCAAUGUCUGCGUUCUGCAUCUGAUGAAAACUCUGGAAUCGAAAGCCUGGUUGAGGAGCUUUGCUCCAAACUUCGGGACAUUCAAAACAAACAGAAAGAGGAAAAACAGAUCCAAAAAAAGUCUGGCCGUGCUCAUUCUCCCGAACGAGUCGAGUCCCCCUCUUCAAAGGACCAGGUGGAAAUGUAUUAUGAAGCUUUCCCGCCUUUGUCCGAGAAGACUGUUUGUCUCCAAGAGAUCAUGACCGUGUGGAACAAAGCCAAGGCCUGCGCGUACUCCAGUUCAUCAUCCUCGGCCGCUCCGCACACUAGCACGGACACGUCAUCCCCAAAAGAUUGCAACAGCGAAGGCGAAGCUGCCAAGGAGCGGAACCCCGAAGCCUGCGCCACCAUCACGGGCGUGGCGAGCGAGAGAGGCCAGCAUCGCCGAAGCAAGAAGGAGAAAGAGAACCGAUACCACGGCGGCGCGGCGGCAGAGGAGAAGAACACGGUCCACUCCAAGCGACAGGCGAGACACAGGUCCGAGGGCAAAUAUCGGGCCCGGUCCUGGUCUUCGGGCUCUAGCGAGGGGGGCUCGAGCUCGAGCGGCAACCAGGGCGACAAGUCGUUCCGAAGCAAGGCGGUCAGGGUCAGGCACAAAUCCCGAGAGCUCGGGAAGAGUAAGAGACAGCGCAAUAGCGGACAGCCCAGGCUCGCGUCCAAGGCUGUCGACAAAGAGGAGCAACGGAACGCGGGGGUGACGGGCAAACCGCUGCAGCUUUACAAAAAGAACCGGAGGUCCCUUAAAGAGAUUCGCAAAGAUCCGGUCUGGCCGCCAGCAAACGAGAUGAGGGUGGAGGACAGGAACGCAAAAGAAUAUAUGGAGGAGCCGCUUUGGUACACGGAGCCCAUCACCGACUAUUUUGUACCCUUCAGCAGCGAGCAAAGCAAGCUGGAGACAAAGUAUCGAAGCAAAGUAGGAUCCCCUGAAGACUUUGCCUCGUCAGCUGACGCGGCCCCGCACCCGGAGAGAAUCCAGGGAAUCUGCGUGGCCAACGAGAGCUACCAGAGAACAUACCUUGCCGCGGGCUCGUUUGUCGACGGCCACUUUGUGGAAGCGACGGGCGAAGCCGAGGAGGAGGAGGAGGAGGACGCCGCGCCGCUCGUUGGGACCUCAAGCUGCCCUCAGCCAGAGGAUGGUGGACAUUUAGAUGACAAGCAUCUGCCAGAAUUCACCGACUUCUACGAAGUUGAUAUUUAUCAAUCCAUAUUGGAUACUAGUGCCUCAGACUCGUUACAAGAGAGUCGGAUCCUCGGCAUGAUUCGACGAAAAAGCGAUGAGCAAAGAGAAUCUCGUUUAGUGUUAGAUGGCUUCGAGCAGCAAGGGAAAAGUGCAAUAAGGGCAGACGCGGAGGAAGCGCCGGGAUCGUCCGGGUUCCUCGUGGAGGAUCUCGACAGCAUGGCUCAAGUCUGGGGACGUUACUCGCCGUCGACGUCAGACGAUAUCGACGGAGAAAGCUUCUUGGGCGACUCGCCCGUUCGGCUCUCCCCCCUCCUCGAUAGCGUUUCCUUGACGCUGCGCAAUUUGUCGGGGAACGCCGAGCCGUCCGGCUUGAACUCCUCCUCGUGCUUCUCUCUGUUUGAGCUGCAGUACGACAGUCCCACUCGCUCCCUUCCCCUCGACUCGCUCUCCGUCGCUCACGAAGGCAACGCCGCCGCCGACCCAUGUAGCUGUCUCGACCCGCAAGCUAACAAACAGUCUCGUUUGCUAAUAUGGACCAAAAAUAGUGCCUUUGAUGAAACUGAACACUGCUCCAACCUUUCAACUCGGACUUGUAGUCCGUGGUCGCAUUCAGAGGAGACUCGUUCCGACAACGAGCACGGGAAUAUUACGGCCGAGGACCCGGCCGCUCCGAUUGGCUCUGAUGAAAUUGAUUGUAUCAUCCCUCCUAUUUCUGGUACAUAUCUGGAGGAUGAAAUCUUGGACUUCCUGCAACAGGACUCCGGGCGCAAAUGUGAGGAGGCGAGCAUUUGCACAGCAUCCUGCCGGACUUACACCAAAAAAUCGAAAUUGGAGUCCCUUUGCGGAAUAGCAUUGGAAGAGGACGAGGGUAAGCCGUACAGCGCGAGCGUUUUCUCCGACGACGCAAACGGACAAAGGGGCGAGUACAGCUCAGGAAUAAUCAAAGACAUUUGGUCCGCGGUCGGCGAGGCCAAGGCGGCGGUGGCAGCGGCGAGGCAAGGUGGCGAGAAAAUGAAAGAGGAUGUGUUCUCCGAAGACUCGGGCGCUUACUGCGGCAGCUGCCCGGAGGUGCAGGCCAAAGGCGUUCCCGUCGAGCCGCCUCAGAAAAAAGCUGUGCAGCGCUCCGAGUACCACCUCUGGGAGGGCAAGAACCAAGAACAGGACUUGGCCAAAAACAAACUCUCCAAGUUAGACGGCGCCGGGGAUUAUAUGACUCCGUCCAAGCCCUGGGACUUGAGAUCAGAUAAAGACGGCACGUCUUUUAUCAUCGGCGGCGUGUACGGAGAGUUCACGACGUUGAGUUGCGAUAAGAAUUGGGCCGUGGUGCCACCAAACGAAUCUCGGCACGGCUUGCUGCAGUCGCCGGCGGCGGCGGGCGCCGCGUCCGGUUCCGAAAUGCUCACAAUCACCGGCGCAGACGUGUUGGUGAACAAGGGCGGCUGCUUUGCUCCGGGACACCGGCGCCUGUGGAGGCCCCUCGUGUCCUUCGGCCAAAGCGAGCGCGCCGUGGCGGCGAGCCGAGACAAAUUGAACAAGGGAUUCUCCUUCAUCUUCCGGGAAGAUUUGCUGGGAUCCUACGACGGCUUGCGUAGCGAGGAGCAACGUUUAGAAUACCCGUUUGCCUCCUUCGACCUGAACAAUCCCUUCUCUCAAGUCCUUCACGUGGAGUGCUCCUUUGAGCCUGAGGACAUGGCUUCCUUCAGCCCGGGCUUCAAGCCGAAAUCCAUCCUUUGCUCCGACUCGGAGAGCGAAGCCUUCUGCCCGCAAAUUUACGGCAUCAAGCAAACGCAGUACCGGGCCAUUCGCAUUUCCCCCAGGACUCAUUUCCGGCCCAUAUCGGCCUCAGAGUUGUCCCCCGGGGAAGUGAGCGAUUCGGAGGCCGAGACCGACAAAGAGGAGGCGAGUUUCCCCGUCCUGGCACCGGUGGACGUUUUUGACGAUCCUCAAGCCGAUCUCAAACCACUCGAGGAGGACGCCGAAUGCGAAGGCCCGUAUUAUGGAAAGUCUGAACUGGAAUCUGGCAAAUUCCUGCCCAGGUUGAAGAAGUCCGGCAUGGAGAAGAGUGCCCAGACCUCUCUGGAUUCACAGGAAGGCCCCAGCGUCCUUCUGCCCAUUGCCGAGCAAGAAAAAUGUUUGGACUGCCAGGCGGCGGAACACGGAUCAACCGCAGACGAGCAGACGGACACCUCGGCCGCUCCGUCGCAAAAAGAAGAGUCUCCGGUGGAAAAACCGAGCUACUUGUGUGCGACGGCGGGCCAAACGCCCAAAUACGGGAUCGCGUACGACAUUGUCAGAGAUGUGCCGGAGCUCCCUCUGCUAAGUGGACAGGGAGUGAGCGGCAAUCAAGACGAUGAGUGCUGGUGGCAAAACACACUCUGCCCACCCUUGUUCCCCGGAUCACAGUGUACAGGGAGCAGCAACAUUUGAGUUCUUCAUUUCGCACCGGACUUGUGUUGGCAAGGUUGCAGAGUUUUGGCGACUGUACCGCCCGCCACCAGCUUUUUAUUCAGGUUCAUCUCAAGAGCCACAAAAACCUCUUAACGUGGGCUCGUUUCUCGCUUUCCACCGACUCCGCCGACACGAGCAUAACUGCUGAGUUUUCAUUUACUAACUCCGUGCUUGUGUAAUCAAUCAGAUUGACAGGGGGGGGCGGGGGUGACAAAAUGCGUUCAAAUAAGAUGAGGAAAAAAAAAAGUGUGUUAGAGUGAUGAUGCCAGAUUUCCAUUUAAAAUUUCUGAUGCAGCUAUGAGGUUACCACUUUUGUUUCAGUUCUGCUUCCACCACCUUGCUUUUCAACUUCAAUACUGGAUAGUUGGUUGCACGCGAAUGGUUGUGCAUGUGCGUUUGUCCGGCCAGUCUCACUCCUCCCCCCCCCCCCCCCCCCCCCUAGUAAAAAUAUAAAGAAAAACAAAAACCGCAUUGCUGCAUAAAUCAACCGCAAUCCCAUGCGCUACUCUUCGUCUUUUCUCGAGAAAGACCAGAGGUUGAGAUUUUUUCUUUUUCGUGAUGAGCUUCUAUUUUCUUUAGUUUGUUAUGAAAGAAGUAGAGAAUGUGUGCAUUUUUUUUUUUUUUUUAAUUUUGAAUUGCCCCAGCGUAUGAAAAAGAGUUUUUGAAAGCGUAGUUAUAGACUUCAAGUAUGGUUUGUGAGCAAAAACAAAGAGGAAAAAAUAAAUAUCACAUACCGAUCCAAACUGCAAUUCUCUGAAAUAAUUUGGCAAGGGGAAAAAAAUGAAGAUAAAGACCCACAAAAAUAUCUGAAGGUGAUUUUUUUUUUUUUUUAAUAAAUCCUUUUGUUACUUCUGUUGUACUCAACAUUGGUGCUAUAAAUAUUUUUCAUAAUGUGGCUGUGGUAAUACGGAAGUGUUUUUUUUUUUUUUUUGUAGUCCAGACAGUCUGCAUCCAGCCUUUUUUUUUUUUCUUCCAAAAUUAUGAAAAGGAGACAAUUGUUUUCCCUGAUUACUGUUGAUUGUACUUUUCUUAUUUGAUUAUUUCACUUUAAUGUAACUUUUUGAGUUGCGGAGAAGCAUUUCUUUUCAGUUUGUAGUCACGGGGCAAAACAAACAAAUGACUCUCCGUGUGGAAUUUGUGUUGGUGCAACCAAACAUGAACAUGGUUAAACCUAAAAAAACAAAAUGCCAUAAUAACACUACAAGGUACGGUUGUUGUUUUUUUUUUCUCAACGUAUGGUGUGUUUAUCUCCCAUUUUAUUUGGUCCAUUUAUCUUGUUGAAGCAUUGAGUCAUAUUCUGAUGCGCGUGAACAACGAACUUGUCACAAUAAGUGAUUCAACUUGAAUGGUGAAUACGUACGCAUGUAAGUUUGUUCAAAUCAAAACAAAAAAAAGCAAAUACAUUUAAAAAAAAAAACAACAAAAAAAACAAAUUGGAUUUGAUGGUUCAAGUGUAUUUUAUUGAGCCUUGUUGCGACUUGCGUGUUGCUGAUUGAAAAUACAGUUUAAAAAAAAAAAUCAGCAGGGUAAAAGCUUUUUCCUGUUUAGCAUUUAGUAAGGCUGCCUGUCUUUCCCAAUUUUGUUUCAUUAGAAGAAAAAUUGGCCAGGCUUUUUUUUUUUUUUUUUUUUUAAUAAGAUCCUAACCAUGAUUCUCAAGCACAAACUUCCCAUCAGUGCGCCGUUGCUUGGAAAUGAAUGUGUCAAUGUAGUGUUCAUAACGCAUGGCAGGUCGAAGGCCCCACUUUUCGAAACGGCUUCCUUGUUUGGAAACCUUAACGCCAAUUUCGGGGUCUCGCCCGCCUGUCUUUCACAGUCAUCAGACACUCAGGAAUUUUUUCAUACACUUUCAUAAAUGUGAUCUACAAUCAGAUGUGGCAGGGGGGGGUCAAUUUGUAGAUUACGCAUUGACAUUAUUUCCAAGCAAGCCACAGAGAUGACUGGUUUUAUUUGGAGUUAUAUAUAGUUUUAGGAGAGGAGGGAGAAAGAGAGAAAAAGCCAUUGAAGACUGCAUAAGCAAUGUCGAGUGGCACGCUUCUCAAAAGCCGCCAAGGUUUCUAUGCAAUGCCUUGGCGCUUGUAAGCCCUCAAGGGUAUGUGGAGAAAAGUCAAUCAUGUCAAAUUUUGCAUGUUUGUUUUUCACUGGACGCCUGGGGUAAAAAAAGGAAGUCUGAAAAUACAGCUUGCUAAAGUCAGUCCACCUUUUUUGGGGGGGGGGGGGGUCUGUAUCAAAAAUGUUUAAGAGUGAUGUGAUUGAUCAGUCAGAAGGUAUUUUGAGACAGUUUGGAGUGUUGUGGUUGGGAGCCGACGUUUCAAUGGGUGGUCUCUUUAUGACAAAAAAAAGGUUUGAGUUCGUCAUCAAAAAUAAGUCAUGAAGCGCUUAGUUGAAAGUAACGCGUCUCACCUUUCUCCGUGAAAUUCUUCCAUUUUCUUAUGCUGCAUUUGAACGAAAAAGAAACGGCAAGAUAAAAAAAUGCAUUCAGUGAGGGUCUUUUUUUUUUAAUUGGGGGGCACUGAAAACUUUUCAGUCAUUUCAUUCCUUCCUCUUGGUUGUCCCAAUCUCACUCGAAAUAGCCGUGUGUGUUCUGACUUUAUGUACACCCUGAGUAAAUGAUUUUGUUUCAUUGUGGAUUUCAUUAACAUCUAAUAAAGGGUCGACCAAA